Bombina bombina (fire-bellied toad) is the source of this 1858-nucleotide messenger RNA. RefSeq names its product myelin-associated glycoprotein-like. NCBI's taxonomy places the organism in Eukaryota, Metazoa, Chordata, Amphibia, Anura, Bombinatoridae. The transcript is spliced from 8 exons. Bases 73 to 1314 code for a protein of 413 amino acids. The record is from RefSeq and is a predicted model, not a curated record.
GAAUAAUACCCUUAUUUGCAGAUGAUGAAUGAUAUCAACUUUUGCAAAGUGUUGUGGAGAAAUAUUUAAAAAAUGAAACUAAAGAUUUAUUUUCAAAGUAUGAUAUUCCUGUUUGUUAUUCAAGGUUGUUUUUCAGAUUUAUCCUUUACCAAAUGCAAUUGGUCUUUUACUUUUCAACAAUCUAUCACAGCAUUGAAUGGUUCCUGUGUGGAGAUUCCUUGCACUCUGGACUAUCAAUAUGAUUAUAGAGAGUUCAAUAUUAUUUGGUACUUGUUCCAUUUCAUAGACUUCCCAGAAAUUUUUAAUAAGAAUCAGCCCUCAAAAGUGAUAUCAAAAUAUAAAAACCGAACACAUCUAGUUGGAAAACAAGUAAACAAUUGUACGUUGAGGAUCGAUCAUGUGGAAAAACCAGAACGCUAUUAUCCAGGAAUAAGUAAACAAAUUAACUCUUGGUAUUGCAAUAAAAAGAAUCUUGUAUCAGUUAAUAUCAAAGGGACUCCAGAUAAGCCAUUACUACAUGUGCCUGGGAAGAACCUUACAGAAGGAAUUCCUGCUACUAUAUCUUGCUCUGUAAAGCAUACAUGUCCCUCAAAGCCUCCUUCUCUAAAAUGGAACAUGCAUGGCCAGACCAAUGUACAACAUAAAAUUCAUAAAGGAUACUGGGAAGCUGUUUCCAAACUUUCAUUUUAUCCAUCCUAUAAGAAUAAUAACACUCCUCUAAAGUGCACAGCUGUAUAUCCAACUGGACAGGAAACACGUACAGUACAUAACUUAGAAAUUAAAUAUUCACCAAAGAACACAUCAAUCUCAGUAAUUGAAAAUAAGAACAUUAAUGAAGGAGAUAAUGUAAAAUUAAUGUGUAAUAGUCAGGCUAACCCGAAAGUAAAUAAUUAUACAUGGUACAAGGUUGGAAACAUUACAGAUGUCAAAUUGCAGGACCAUAAUAACAUAAUAACUCUAAAGAAUGUGAGCCGUGACAACAACAAGUAUUACUGCUCUGCCAUGAAUGAACUUGGGAAAGGAGAUUCCAAAAUAAUAGAACUUCCUGUAGAAUCAUCAUCCAAGAAAAAUAUGUACAUCUUUGUGACAUCUGGAAUAAUCUGUCUUCUUCUUCUUCUUCUCCUUGGCCUUUUCUUUUAUUGGAGGAAGAAAAAACAUUUUGCACAGCAUUCUAAUAAGACCAUAAACAUGAAGGGUGUAAAAUCAAUGGAUGCUACAUAUACUGAACUUUUGCACAGAGGCACAGCUAAUGAAUAUGAUGAACUGAAGGUUUUUGCACAGUUUUAUCUGUUUUUACUGCAUCAAACUGGGUGACAACUUCACUGCACAGAAUUCACUAUAUCAUUUUGGACACUUAUUGAUUAACUUUUGAAAGACUAAUUUUUUGCUUCACCUGUUUGAGGAUUUCCACAUUUUUGCGAAGUUACUUAUAUUUUCUCCACAUUUUUUCUAACUUUUUCCAUUUUUUAACAACCAGUGAUCACAUUGUUUUUCACAUUUUUAAGUUUAUAUUUCUAUUUCUAUUUUUAUUUUUUUAAGCACAGGACACACACUAUUUUGGAAUUUUUCAGAAUUGGAUAUAGAUAUAGACACUUUCUUCUUGUCACACUGUUAUCUGUUUGGACAAAUACAAUUAUAAGAACACUCAUCGAUAUCCGGACUGUACCAUAGAGUACCACCCAUACUAAGAUACUUGGCCUAUCAGGUCAUUCAUUGUCAAAUGUUUUUAGGUGCACCAGGUCAUUUCUAUUUUUAUUUUUAUUCUGAUUUUAUGUCAUUUUCAAUAUUUCAUUAUUGUAACAUGGAUCCAUGAUUGUUUAUGAAUGUGUAUUACUUUUUGACUGUAUUUUUUAGAAGA